AGCACGAAAGAAUCGAUCUCGGCCGGGAAAACCAUUUUGGGGAAAUGGAGGACUUCGAAGAUAACAAUGAGGAGGAUCAGGCAUGCUGGAAUGUCACGCAGGACGAUUCCUACACCGUAUUGACCGGAAAAUACGAAUCAAUGAAUCCCGAUUGCCUAGAAGACGAGGACGACGAGCAGAAUGAUUUUUUAGAAAAAUAUCUGCUGUCGAUGAGUCCGAUAAUCGAGAAGAACACCGGGGUUCGAGGUGAAAAGGGAAAGAAGGGAACGUUGAGAACGAUGCCAAGAAGACUGCAUGACGUCAGCGUCAAGUGCAGCGAUUCGACCGAAGAGAUAGUCGGAACACCGUCGGAGGUUGCCUUGAGAUUGAGCGAUGCGAUCCAGCGUUAUUUACCGCGGAGAAAGUCAAAAAUCGAGAAAGAAGUGAGCAAGGAAGCAGCUGUUUGUCUGGACGAGGAAUUCGGAAAAGACGAAGAAUCAGCUGUAAAUAAUUGUCCCGAUGAGGAACCGCCUUGCCCUCCCGAACCUCCUGGCUGUCCGGGAACCUACGAUCGAAUUCGUAAAAUGAAUGUUCCAUGCGCCGCUGCGCCUACCAUACGCGAGAUCGCUCUUGGCAGAAAAGUGCGACGUCCACGGGGUGUCGUACCGACCGAGGAGAGCUUCGAACAGAGUUACAGUGCUCAGCCGAUUGACAAAGUUAAACCAAGUAGUGAUAAGGAUGGUUGUUGCUGUGCCAAGAAGAAGAAACGGGAAGGGCACAAAUCACCACCGCCUCCUCCAAAAUCUUGCUGCACUACACGGCCGACAAGAUCUAACAAAAAUGUAACAUUUACACUAUGAUGUUGAAAUACUACAAAGAGUUUCAAUCGGGGAAAAUUGAGUCAACUAUUAUUUACUCCGUUAACAGAACUUUGCUCUCUUAUCUAGAGAAAUAUUAUUGGAUAAAUGUGAUAAAUUUUAAAGAUCAACUUCGGUGUAACAUAUCGUUGCUCUGUUAGCUGGAAAAUACAUUAUGAAUAUAUCAUAACCACCGUUGAUCCUAUUUUGUUUUGUGUUGAAUAAAUUCUGACAAAAGUUUCAGUCAACUUGACAUAAUAUGUAACCAUCAAUAUUGAAUCCAACAUCAUAUUUUCGACAAAAUUGCAAUAAGA
Messenger RNA from Neodiprion virginianus, 1150 nucleotides. RefSeq lists its product as uncharacterized. The coding region runs from base 45 to 839 and encodes 264 amino acids. The transcript is spliced from 8 exons. The record is from RefSeq and is a predicted model, not a curated record. NCBI's taxonomy places the organism in Eukaryota, Metazoa, Arthropoda, Insecta, Hymenoptera, Diprionidae.